This is a messenger RNA of Saccostrea cuccullata (small rock oyster), 752 nucleotides long. Its product is annotated as protein trunk-like. Gene Ontology annotation, cellular component: extracellular region. The record is from RefSeq and is a predicted model, not a curated record. The transcript has a single exon. The coding region runs from base 7 to 477 and encodes 156 amino acids. Lineage: Eukaryota; Metazoa; Mollusca; Bivalvia; Ostreida; Ostreidae. Gene Ontology annotation, molecular function: cytokine activity.
GUAUUUAUGCUGUGUACCUUGUGUCCUGUUGUUGGCUCUCUUCCAAAGUUUCUCCAAAUAUUCGGAAGACAAAGCAGAAAUCAAGGGUUGCAUUCUCCAGACGUCUCUCGCAUUCAAAGAUACAUGAUAGAUAGAUCUAAUUUGCCUAUAUCUACAGCUGAGCGAAGCGAACCACGAGACAUUAUACGCCAAUCAGAACCGUUUUCAACAGACAUCGAGUUGCCAUGGCAAUGUGGUACUGAAUACUAUUGGCGGGAUUUAGGAGAAAUGCACUUUCCGAGACAUAUAAAGGAAGUCAGAUGUUUAAAUGCCACCUGUUGGUAUGGACAUUAUCGUUGUACCCCUGCCAAGUAUACAGCUAUGGUUCUGACACGUAGUGUGGGAGGUGAUGAAGAUGGGAACGUUCCAUACUCCCUUCGACAGGAAUGGAGGUUUGAACAUUUGGAUAUUACUAUCGGAUGUAUGUGUUCCAGGUAGAAAAUAAUAACAAAUAUAGUUAUGUAAAUUCUCUCAUCAUAUCAUGUUUGAAAGCAUUUUGAGUAGGCUUUUAAAAGAUGGAAUGGAUGACACAAUUAGCCUAAGACAAAAUAUACAGUUUACGUGUAUUAAAUUAUUUUUUAUUUUAUAUAUUUCCUUAAGAAUUCGCACAUAUAGUAUCUAAAGUAAAGUUUUUGUUCUGUCAAUCAUCUUUUAUAUUGACAAAUUUAGUAUUUAUGAGAUUUGUACUAAAAUUCUAUUAAAAUAAAGCUGCC